GAGGGCGCGCCAGUGUAAGGUUGCAGGUGCUACCGUGUGUACGACGCUGCCAGACACCUCCGCCAAACACGCGUCGCCGUCACCACCACCAAACAAACACCGUAACAUUCUGAUAACUCACCUAAAAAAACAACAAAACACCCACUGGAUUAACGAUAACAACUACCGAAAAGAACAAAAAAAUUAAGUGAUAACCCGAAUCUUGUGGUGCUGGCGAUGGAGUAAUGCUGAGUAAGUCAAACCUGAUUUUAAACUGUUAACUACACCUACAGAGGCUCACACUGGCACCAAAAUGUUCAUCGACUAAUUGUUUAACAGUUAAUGAUAAAAUCUAAAACUGAGUUUGAAGCCGCAGUGAACACGCCCAGCAGAUACGCCGAUUCAGGUGAUAAUCUUGGCCGUGAAGACAGGGAGCCAUGGUCACGGCCCCGUGCUGUGACGUGUAGUGCAUAGUGAAUUGCCAGUGAAGUGAUAGUGAGGCCGAACACGAUACACCAACAGUAAAGAGAAAGAGGAAGUGCCCCCAACAGUAGCAACAUGACGGAAGAUGUGAGUUCCCCUUCAGCAGUGGCGGCGGUGGCAGCAGCAGCAGUUGCUGGAUCUUCUGCCUCCUCAUCAUCGUCGACAUCAUCGUCGUCAGCUGGCUCCGAGCCGUCCGUCAACCAGAAGCUCUUUCUGGUGGUGAGUGUCGCCCUCGCCACUGUCUGCUUCUUCACCAACAUUGUUCAGGUGGCAGUGUUCGCGAGGCCCUCCGUCAUAAGGUCGGUGAAGAGCGUCCUCCUGCUGUCUCAGGCGCUCAGUGGGUUGGUGGCCGCCUUCGUCGUCGCCUUCCCUAUACAUGUCAUCUCCGCCAGGGGAGGGUCAGUGGUGGGUGAAGAGGGGUAUGCCACCUGCUACCUGGGCCACUCAGCCGUCAUCCUGCUGACUGCCCUCACCUCCCUCGGCUCCUCUACACUCCUGCUCUUCCAUCAGUACAUGAAAGUCAACGACCCACGCAGAUUUAUGACAGCUGGUAGCAAUGUAGUUGGAUGGAGUGUGGGAGUCAGUGCUGUAUGGUUUGUGGCUAUAGUUGUGUCUGUGCUGCCCUAUGCUGGAUGGAACUCCUGGGAGGUCCACGAUGCUCGCUGUCACCUGUCAACACUCUGGCCACUUUCCUUCACAGCAUUUCUCACAUUCUUAGUGGGUGGCCAUGUGGCAGCAGCUCUUCUCAUGUGGGCUUCAACUCGUGCUACUCAACUUAAGGCCAUGGCCAGUCGUAGAGGAGCAGCACCUCCAACUAACUGCCCUGAUGCAGAAGAGGCCCCAAUUGCAAAUCAUGUGCAAGGAAUACACAAUAACAGCAGUGGCAGUGUGCGUGUAGGUGGCUGGUGUGUAAGUGUGGGCUCACUGGUGCCCAUGUUAGCCCAUGUGGUAGUAGCAUCCUCCUGCGCUGCAUCCCGCACAUGUCAAGCAAGCCCUAGCCAUUAUCAUGAAGAGGCUGCUGCACUUCCUUGGGCUUCACUCCUACUUGCUGCAGCUGCUGUAACAAAUCCUCUUCUCUAUGUCUUCACCGAUGAUCAGGUGUCAUCAUCAACUCUGCUGCUGUUGUCCCGAGUGUGCUGUUGGUGGUGUGAACGUCGUAAACAGCGCCUGGUGCCUCGUCACCAAGAACCGCACGAUGCCGAGACUAACGUUUAUGUCACCAACGAUACCGACCACCUGGUGUCUGAUAACACCUAAAGCUUGCACAGAUUCACAUGCUUAAAAACAAAAUAGGAAUCCCCUCUUUGCUCUUACACCAUGGUUAUGUAUAACCAGACAUAGCAAAAGGACUCAAAUGACACAAACUUGUUGGCCAUUGAUAAAUCUUUAACAUCUAAAUUAAAAUUUAGUUAGUUCUCAAACGUAGCAUCCCAAAGAAGCAAUAUGUAAUUAUGCCAAAUAUUAACCCAAAUGUACCUCUUUAGCAUCUACGGUGAAUGAGUUCACACCAGACUAAAGACUGGAACAACCAUGCUAUAGGUUCUCCCACUGGUGAACAACUCAAGCAAGAAACGUCAACUCGGAAGAAUACUUCAGAUGGUUUCAAUACUCAAUAUAUCAUUGACCGUUCUGAAGGUAAGACUUUGAAGGUAAGAUUAACAAUGCAUUUUGUGAAAAAAAAAUAACAAUUCCCUUUCUAAUUUUCUUUUAUAUAAAAACAAAAAAUAAUCAUAAAAACUAAAGUAUUUAUAGAAUUAUCUGAUAACUGUAAAAUAUAAUGUAUUAGUAUUAUUUAAAAGCUUAUAAUAAGUCAGAAUUUUAAAUAUUAAAUUGUCAUGGGAUUGGUCUUAUAUCAAUAAUUAUUAAUAUCGAUACCUGUAACGGGUACACUGCAGCCUUCGUGAUGGAGACAUCUAAAUUACUAUCUGUAUUUUUACCUAAGAAACUGUUCUCAAUAUCCCUCAUAACAUAAGUAUUGUUUGGAUUUAUUUCUUGACAUAAACACACAUCUACAAACAAAUACUGUAUAGCAAUAGUUUAUGUUAUGUUAUACUCCAGUAUACAUAUGAUAUUAUGUAUUUAAUCUUAUGUAUUUCCCUAAAAUGAUUCCAAGUCCCACUGUAAUAUAUACACAUGUCUGCUUAUCUGUAAAUGUGAUAUACAGUAUAUAUAUAUAUAUAUAUAUAUAUAUAUAUGUAUAUAUAUAUAUAUAUUAGAAUCACUAAAUACUGUACUGUAUGUCAAUUUGGGUCCUGCUAUAAGGCCUUAUGAUCAGUUUUUUCUUUAAUAUGAGAAAUGUCAACAAAACCAAUAUACAGUACAGGUACUGUACUACUGUGUAGGAUAUAUUCUCAAUCAGAGACAAUUUAUGGAACAAAUUGAAUUAAGUCAACUAAUUCUCAAUCUACUGUACAGCUGUGAAGAUCAACAUAAAGAGCAUUAGGGACAAAAAACCACAUAGUUAACAUUAAACGCUCACAUUACACCUCAUAAAUAUUUAACGCUUGUAAAUCCUUAAGAAUCUGACUGUCUUUUUGGAAUAUUAUUCUAAUUACCAAAUAUACUUCACAUCAAUUAAUCUAUUAAAGGGAAAAUACUGUAUAACUCCUAAGAUGCUGUGCAUAUAUUUCCUGCUUUAAAACAACAACUAUAUAUUAGCAAACUUUCUACAUCUAAUAAGCUUGUAAAAAUGGGAAUUUCAAUGAGGAAAAUAUACCCAUAUACUACCUUACAGUGUCUUUGUGAAAUGGUGACGACAAAUAAUGUACCGUAUAAGUAAGAUCUUGUACUGUACUGUAUAUACUGUACAUCAUUCAGUUCAUAUUCUAAAUUCACAAAAAUUACAGAACUAGAGGAAGCAAUCAAAUAUAUGGUACCGUAAGCUUUUUAAGACUGAUUAUUGUGAAUUAAGUUUCAAGGAUGAUGCAAGUUGUAUAUUUGGAUCCACUGAAAAAACAUUUAUGGAUGAAAAAGACCCGUGCCAUGCAGCAUAUUAAGGAUGUGUUGUAUGUACAGUACUGUAGAGUCCCCAAACUUGUAGCUACUCUAUUUUCUUUUAUGAUUUUACCACUUUGGUUUAUAGUAUUACCUUCUGUAUACAGUACUCCUACAAUUCUUAUAAGGACACAAACUUUUCAUAUGCAGUACUUUCACUGAAUCACUCCAAUUAUUCAUAUGUUUAAUCUUGUAUACUAAUGAUAUGAGAACACACAGGCAAACACUUACACAUCCCCCCCCCCCACACACACAAAACUACUACUGUAGUUAUAAUUAUCUCUACAUACAAACAUAAUAAACUUCAAUAUAGUAUUAUACAUCUUUUGCAUCAGUAUAUGUUUACAUAUGGCUGCGAGGAACAUCCUAUGUAGAGUUGAUCUUAUUUCCCUCUAAAUACGCUUAAAGUUUCUUUUGAUGGCAAUUAGCUACAAAGUUAAAUCUUAGGUAGCUAAAUAAAUGUAAAUUAAAGAAAAACUAAUCUAAAAAGAACCAGUUUUCAGAAUUUAUAAAAACUCAAAUCAAAAUUUCAUGUAAAUAUUAAAAAAGACAAAAUUGUUACAAGAAACUCACUUAACACUGUAAGGAAUUAAUUGUUUAAAAAAUGUGUGUAACCAGCUUGAAAAACAGCUUUAUAUGUAAUGUCUUUAAACACCCUUUCAUGUAAUAAUGUACCCACUGUAGCUCUGAUAGCAUUCCAUAUACAGGUAAAUUUAGAAUUCAGCACUGUAUCAAUGUGUGUUCUUAAUUACUGUACCAGGCAAGUGCAUAAUAAAUAACCAGUAUAUCUUCUACGUAAACAAAACAAGUGUCAAUGCUUAACCAUUUAAACAGCACAAUGCUUAUUUACAAUAAAGCCUAGUGACAAUAUAGAGAAAAUCAUAUUGUCUGCAGUCCCAUAUAUAAAAGAUAUUUAGACCAUACAGUACCGUAUCACUAAUUUUUCUCGGCAAGAAAAAAUAUAAGAAAACUCCUACAGUAUUUCAUUUCUUACUCCAAGAACAGAAUUUUUAUGUGUAGAUCAUUGUACACUAAGUGAACUUGGCAUAAAGAGAAAGAAUAAAAGUCUAAAAUUGAUAUCAAGAACUGGUCUGAAAAACAGGCUGCACAUUCUCACAGCCAAUUACAUAAAGCUUACAAAGAUGAGGACAAAUUUUCAUCUUCAUCGGUGAUUCUUAUUUUUUUUACAUUAUUUUAAUUUUAUAAAGAUAAUUGGCCCCACAGGAUUUUUUUAAAUAUUCAAAGAUGCUGCAAAGAUUUUUUCAUCAGAUACUGUUUCUGUUAAAAUCAAUACACUGGAUGUUAAUUCUAUAUAAAUCAGGAAAAAACAGUAUAAAAUAUCGAUGGCUUAAAUAUUAAACGUGAAUUAUCAUUUUACUAUUAUCUAAAUAAGUACACUAAUAAUAAAUUAUAUAUGUAUGAUGCAUUUUUCAAGUCUAUGUAACUGAAAAAAAAGUAGAUUCAUUUAUUAAUUCAGUAAAAGGACAUUCCUGAUAA
Homarus americanus (American lobster) is the source of this 4953-nucleotide messenger RNA. RefSeq lists its product as uncharacterized. The coding region runs from base 538 to 1719 and encodes 393 amino acids. The record is from RefSeq and is a predicted model, not a curated record. The transcript is spliced from 7 exons. NCBI's taxonomy places the organism in Eukaryota, Metazoa, Arthropoda, Malacostraca, Decapoda, Nephropidae.